CUAAACAGCAGGCCGAUCAGUUAGAUAGAUGUCAGCGCUACAGAAAGGAUCUCUGGCUGCAGGAACCUGAACAAACUUGGACAAAAAAGACACCACUGUCUUCAAAGUUCUGGUUCAACACUGAAGGACAGAAGAGAUGAACUUCAACAGGACAUCAGAGGAAAACAGCUUUGAUAACAGCUACAACAUCAGCCAGAGCUUGAACACCACCCAUAGAAACCAUAGUGAUAACAGUGACUCUGAUAUAGUUGAACAAAUCGACACAUGGCUGGAUUGGAUCACUAUGGGCAUUGGACUUCCUUAUACUCUAAUAGUGAUAGUUGCAGUUUUUCUACAGGUGAAAAAGGAUCAGGGUGCCCCAGUCUACGUCAUCAACCUUCUCUUUUCUGAUCUCAUUCAGUUCUGUGGCAGAAUUACAUAUUAUGUACAUAGCCAAGGUAUCGGCAUUGGCAUCAUGGAUUUUGGUUUAAUAGCCAGUGCUGGAUUCAUGGUCUGUAUCUCCUUGGAAAGGUAUUUGGUCAUCGCCAAGCCACUGUGGUACAGAUUCAGGAGAAACAUCAAGACCUAUGUGGUGGUAUGUGCUGUGGUCUGGACUCUUCCUCUUCCAGUUCUGAUAUCUCCUUGGCUGAAUAAAGAUCCUACUGCUGAUUAUAUUAUUUGUCGAAUCAUCAUACCCAGUGUGCUCCUCCUGCCCUUUCCAUUCUUCAUCUUCUUCUUGGUUGGGACUAUUAAAGCUCUGUCUGGAGCCCUCAGUGUCCCAGCAGAAGAAAAAAGACGAAUCGUUGCCAUUCAGGUUGUGGUGCUGCUAAUUUACACUCUGCUUUUCCUGCCCACGAUUAGUUACUUCAUGUCAAAGGAAUACAAAGUCAUUCUUUAUCUUCUGUUUGUAGUUUGUCUUUAUCUCAGUCCCAUUGCAGACACAACUCUGUAUUUGUUGAGUAGGAAAAGCUUCCUGGAUAAGUUUCUGGCUUCACUCUGUUCUUGUAAAGCAUCAGACAAUCAGGAGAUGAGCAGCAAGGAUACUGAAAGCACGACUGCUCCACAUACUGAGACUGUUUAGGGUUUAAUUUCUGGAGCCUCCACAACAAUCUACUGUAGCUGAUUUUUGGGUUGAUUAGCAACUGUU
Fundulus heteroclitus (mummichog) is the source of this 1126-nucleotide messenger RNA. RefSeq names its product G-protein coupled receptor 4-like. The record is from RefSeq and is a predicted model, not a curated record. Lineage: Eukaryota; Metazoa; Chordata; Actinopteri; Cyprinodontiformes; Fundulidae. The transcript has 5 exons. Gene Ontology annotation, biological process: positive regulation of Rho protein signal transduction; phospholipase C-activating G protein-coupled receptor signaling pathway. Gene Ontology annotation, cellular component: membrane. Gene Ontology annotation, molecular function: G protein-coupled receptor activity. Bases 137 to 1060 code for a protein of 307 amino acids.